Molecule: messenger RNA, 375 nt
Organism: Monoraphidium neglectum
Lineage: Eukaryota; Viridiplantae; Chlorophyta; Chlorophyceae; Sphaeropleales; Selenastraceae
Product: putative membrane protein
Exons: 2
Coding region: 1-375 (124 amino acids)
Source: RefSeq, a predicted model, not a curated record
AUGGGGGCGCGCCUCAUGUUCCACUGCCUGCUGGAGCUGGACCGGCUGGCAGCUGAGGGGGCACCCACCAGGGGGCUGGUGGAGAACGUGGUGCUGCUGGGGGCCCCCGUCAGUUGCCGCCCGGAGCGCUGGGCCGCGGCGCGCAGCGUCGUCGCGGGCCGGCUGGUCAACGCCUACUCGGUCAACGACUGGUCCCUCCAGAUCCUGUUCCGCGCCCACUCGGCUUCCAGCCUGUACACCGCCGCCGCCGGCUGCUGGCGGGUGGGGUGCCCUGGAGUCGAGGACGUCAACGUCAGCAGGGUGAUCCGAUCAUCUGACGACUACGUGACGAGGAUAGAGGACGUCCUCGACGCCAUCAACCUGACGGGGGCGUGA